UGACACACCGGGAUCUCCAUACUCUGCUCUGUUGUUCCCAUGCAAAAUGGCUGGUGUAAGUGGUGUUUGGAAUUCGUUGAAAACUUUGUUUUUUGGUGCCGAUGAUCCAGAGGAAGAAGAGUGCAACAGUGACAAUGAGUGGAUAAAAGAAACCAACCAGAAAGUCGUCAAACAGCAAAAGCAAGCUCAAGAUGAAACGGUAAAUCAGUACAAAGAAAAAAAGCAAUUAAAACGAGAAAAGAGGAAAGGUGAGAGUUCCAAGAUGCCAAACAAAAGGAAAACCAGGUUAAGACGAGCCAGUUGGAGCCAAUUCUCCUUAAAUGACGAAGAUACACAAGACAGAAACGUUGAACAGUCAUUGAAUCUACAAAGACAUCAAAGUUUACAAGACAUUCAAAACAGUAAUCAGUUGUCUCAACCUCGAUCAUUUUCCUCUCUGUUUAAGCCUUCACACGCACAGUCCUGUUCUAACAUCACUGACCAAUUAGACUACGGAAACUCUGACAGUGACAAACCGGCUUCUGACGCAGAAGAGUCAGUGUUAGGUAGUAGCUAUGCAGAUUCAGACUUUCCAGAAAAUGAUGAUUCGCAAUUCGAUUACGAGGACGAUAUUGGCGACGAUGAUGAGGAUUUUCAUCAAAAGGAGAGAUCAUUUCUUAUUCCAAUGGAAGAUGAUAGGGCAACAAAAUUCGAAGAGAGCUGUGAAUAUUAUGCGCGGGAAGACAGCAAUGAAGAAGUUGUUCUGCAACAAGACAUGAUGAAAUAUGGCUUAGAUCUACCCAUUUCAGACGAAGCAAGUCAUGGAAAAAAGAAGAAAAACCAAUUUUAUGAAGAGUUUGAACCACCUGACCGGUUGGAAGCAUUACUUAGAUCGAAUGCACAACGCUAUAAACGUUGCAAAGUUUCAAUCCAGAGUGCACAUAAUACGCGUUGCAUCAAUUUGGACGUCAGGGAUGAGUUAAAAGAUAUUGAAAUCUCAGGCAGAUCGAAAGCGGGAAAGGUGUUUGAUGGUGAUAUAGUGUUGGUAGAAAUAUUUAACUUUGAAAAAUUCACAAAAACCGUCAUUCGGAGGCUGCAAAAAGACAUUAAUAAAGACAAUAGGUCACACAGAGUCUAUGGUAGAAUUGUGGGGCUCUUCGAGAGGAGAAAAGCAAGAGACAUUGAUCAUCCCGUUUUUGUUUGUACCUUGGAUGAUACAGCGAACCAUUUGAUGCGACCCGUGUGUAGAACAGUUCCUAAGCUUCAUAUUAAUCAAGACAGGAAAAAGAAGUAUAUCAUUCAAGUUUACAAGUACAAUACAAGGUCUUCUAACGUUGAACCGGAUUAUGAAUUUCGAAUUGAUCCAGGAAGAAAAUCUAGCUUUGUGUUCUUGGUUGUGUAUUUGUCUUGGUCUUCGUUGUAUCCUAUGGGCGCCGUGAUCGACGUUAUUGAAGUUGAAGAGAGUUUCACAUCUGCCAUGAAAAUUCUCCGCCUUCACCACCAAGUGCCUGAAUAUUAUAAAAAAGAAACAAUAGUAAGUACAAAGAAACUUCUAGAAGAUUUGAAGUCAGAACCAGUUACAAAAGAGGAGAAUCGUGAGGACUUAUCUCAUGUCAGAGUCUUUACUAUUGACCCCGAAGGAUCUCAAGACCUUGAUGAUGCUCUAAGCAUAGAACAAGUUGGUGACAAUUUCAUAAUUGGGGUUCAUAUUGCUGAUGUAAGCUUGGUUGUUAAGAAAGAUGAUCAAAUCGACAUAGAAGCUAGAGAAAGAGCAAGUACGUUUUACCCGGGACAAGGAAUGAACCCAUAUCACAUGCUUCCUGAACCAUUAUCAAGGAAUAUUUGCAGCCUACUGCCAGACGUUGUGAGACCAACUCUAUCAGUUGUCUUUACAAUGACAGCCACUGGCAAGUUACUCGAAACACAUGUUAAAAAAACACAAAUAAAAUCUUGUAAGAAAUACACCUAUGAUGAAGUACAAAAAAUAAUCGAUAAUAGACCUGAUGAAAGUGAUUUGCAGAGGGAUAUUAUUCAACUUUUUGAAAUAGCGAAAUCAAUCAGAAAAAGGAGAGCAGGAACAGGGUUUUACUUUUUUCCUGUGGAGACAAAAUUGAAUGAUAAUGAAGAUUCGGUUUUAAAUUCAAAGGAAGCCCAUUAUCUCGUAGAGGAAUUCAUGGUAUUGGCAAAUACUUUUGUUGCUGGUUAUUUGAGUAAACCAUUUCCAAAGGUGAUACCGCUACGUUGCCAAGCUGCUCCAUCGGCGGAAGUUAUACAAAAAUGGAAAGACCAGAAUAAUCCGUUUUUGCACAUGGUUCUUCGUCUUCAAAAUAUGUGCUUAAGUGGCGUAAGACGAGAAGACAUAGUCCAACUGAGUUUGAUUGGCCCCCUUCGAUAUACAAGGAUUAUGCCAAUUCAAAAAUGGGUAUGGGAGAACAUAGUUGAUGCUCUUAGUGACGGAAAUAUAAGUCUGGCAGUUCAGUAUCUUUGCUCCGACGAACUCCACCCAAAUCAAUGCUUGGCGUUGGAGGAAUGGAUUUCAUUUCAAGAGAGUGCAUCAUAUAAAUGUAGUGGGGCUUUAAGUGAGCAGAAAGAAGGAAUGCACUUUUCUUUACAGCGAUUAAUGUAUGUGCACUUUACAUCACCUAUAAGGAGGUACCCUGAUAUAAUUGUUCAUAGACUUCUCCAUGCUGCUAUUGAUAAAAGAAGCUGUCCAUAUUCAACAUCUGAAGUUGACAUUCUUUGUCAAGACUUAAACGAAGUGAUCCGAAGAGCAAAAGAUUUUCAAAAGCAAUGCAAAAUGCUAAUUUGGGGAUUUAAAUUGAAACAAAGUCCGCAGAUUUUACAAGGGUUUGUUAGAGAAGCUACUGACAGAUCUGUAUCAUUAGUUUUACCUGGUCUCAGGUCUCUCCCUCAGAUUUGCAAGGAAUUUGAGCUAAACCUCCUUCAUGUGAGCCAAAGACCGAGCUUUCUGAAAGACACGAUAACUGGAGAUGACAUUAUGACACUUAAUUGGUUACUUCGUCUGUAUGACGUUUCUGGGAAACCAAACAAAGAGGAGCGGAAGGCACAACGACUUCAUUGGUUAUCGGAAGAAGCAAAAAAAGAAGUUUGCAAGCGAAUAAAUCCUCAUGCCAGGACAAAAUUUAUUCAACAAGAGAGAUGGAAAGAAAUCUUGGGAAAGGUUCUAAAGGAGGAAUACGAAGAAAUAACAGAGAGUAUUUUAAUUCAACAAAAAAAAUUGUUAUUAUUGAAUUCAAGGGAUAAAAAAGAGGCAGAUGAAGAUCUUCAUAACUAUGUUCCGGCAUGCAAAGAUACCGUUCUUGAUCAUUCUUCUGAAGUUGAGGACGGGGAAGUCAUUCGACAAGCCUGUGCAUUUUCCAUGUCCUUUUCUCGUGGACAGGUAGUUUGCGUACAAAUUACUGCUGAACCACAAAAAGGGGUCUUAGUCCCAUCUCUGCAGAUGCUCGACAUGACCAACAAUAUUAAACACUGUUUGCAGCACAACCGUGAUCCCAUCAAAUUCUUAUCGAAAUAUUCCAUACACAAAGCAAAACAGAAAUAUCAAUCUCCUAUGGAAUAUCUGCGAAUUUGGUUGCCUAUAAUUGAAAUGGAAGCUGUUACAAAUGCAGCCCAUGAUGACUCGCCAAUUGUAAAUGGAGUAGAUAUCUUCAUGGAAACACUAGGAGCAGGAUAUUUUUUCCUUUUAUAUCAUUUUUGUGAGCAAAGAGAUAUCGACUUCAGCACAAUGUCCCCUCAUUUUAUUCUUGUUGGAGACGACGAAAGCAAGAAUGAAACUAUCUUUAAUUCUGAUUUCUUAUGCAUUAGAUCUGAGCAUUCGACUACCGAAACAAGAAGAGAAAGAAAAACGUCUUCCGUAGACCCAAAUAACCGUUUUCAAUUAGUCCUUCAUGGACAAAUUUGCAACAUAGAGAAAGUAAUGAAACCCAGACCUCAACAAAAAGACUCCGAAGAAGCCGAUAAAAAUGAAAAGAAACGUAACAUCACGGAAAAGUACAAAGUGAAUUUUAAACUCCACAGAGAAAGCAGUAGAGCGACGUUUGAAAUGUUGAAUGCGUCAGCUGGAUAUAGCAGCUGUGUGGAACUUAUUCAGAAAUCGGAAACUGAAACACGCAUCGAAGAGGUCUUGAAAUGUUUACCGAAGUCCAGCAAAUUAUCCCAAGCAAUUGCAUUGAAAAGGAAAACACCAAACCUAGAUGAAAUAUAUCUGGAGAAAGUUAAGGAAAUUGACAUAAAGAAAGAUCUACAAAACAUUGAACCAAGCAAUGUGUUUCAAAUAGAAGCUAUAAAGAAUUCAUUAAACAAUAGCUUCAGUCUUAUCCACGGACCACCAGGAACUGGAAAGACCUAUACAGGAAUAAAGUUGGUGUAUCUGUUUGAUUUGAUUAACGACAUGCUGCGAGUGGAUGGACACAGCCACCAACAGGUUGUUUUCUGUGGCCCCAAUAACAAGUCAGUGGAUCUUGUUGCAAGAUGGACUUUAAGGAAAUUCGAAAAUUUGGAUAUGAUUCGCUUGUAUGGAAACUCCCUAGAAAACAAAGAUUAUCCGAUUCCAGGAAAGCAUUUUGCAACAUCUGCAUCAUCGAAAGAAAAUCGACCAGACCCAGCCCUGAAAAACAUAUCUGUUCACAAUCUUAUUAGGCAAGAUGAUAGUCUUCAUUCAAGUGAAAUAAACGACUUCGAUUGUAAAUUCGAUCUAUUUAGAAGCGGAAAAAGCUACAAGCCUACGAUAAGAGACAUUCGGCGAUUCAAACAUAUUGUCAGCGAAGCUGCACAGGAAGAACUCAAAAAGCAUGAUGUUAUAUUCUGUACUACCGCUGUAACCACGAGCCCGAGGUUUAUCAAAGGUACGCGCGGGAAAAUAUUUCAGCUGAUUAUUGACGAGGCGGGCAUGUGCACUGAGCCAGAAAGCAUUGCAGCUAUCAUAGCUACAAAGGCAAAACAGGUGGUCCUCAUUGGGGACCACAAACAACUUAGCCCCGUCAUUUCUUCGACGCAUGCUGCUGAAAUUGGACUUCAAGUCUCCUUAUUUGAAAGUUAUGCGCAUUUAGCAAAAAUGCUUAGAUUUCAAUACAGAAUGCAUCCAGAAAUAUGUCAUUUUCCUUCCAAACAUUUCUAUGAGGGAAAGUUGAUAACUAAGCGAUCAAAGGCUUGGUAUACAAAAAAUAAAUUGGAAAUCUGGCCAAACAAGCUAAAGCCAAUUGUGUUUUGCCAUGUGGAGGGAGAGGAAGAAUAUUUGACUGUUUCUACAGAAGAAGGUAAUGAGCAGUCGUGCAGCAACACACAGGAAGUAGAGCAAGUGCUAAAAGUUUUUGAAUACUUGGUGAAAUAUGAACAUGUCAAUCCGAGCAACAAGCAAGCCAUCAACAUUAUGUCUCAGUAUAAUGCGCAAUGUACAAGAAUUCGCAAAGCACUUAAGGAAAAGAAGUACAUCAAUAUUAACGUAAACACAGUGGUGGCUAGCCAGGGUGGGGAAUGGGACUACGUGAUUUUCAGCACUGCUCGCUCUCUGCCAGAGUACCGUAUAGAAAAGUACCCAACAUUUGGCUGGUGUAAGCAAAAUCUGGGUUUUAUAACAGACGAGCACCAGAUCAAUGUGGCCUUGACUCGGGCCAGACGAGGACUUAUCAUUAUAGGAAACAAACAUCUUUUGUCCUGUGACCAGGUGUGGAAGAAAUUGAUUUAUCAUUACGCUCGUAAUGGAUGUCUGACGGAUGUCGAGCACUUCCCGCCGCCUCCCCCCGUCAACAAAAAGCGAAAACGACGAAGAUCACAUCGCGAAAGCCUUCAGCCAGAGGAGGAUUUCUAUCGAGGUACGGACCGAGAGCUUAGCAAGGUGGAUGAGGAGAAUGAAUAACACUAGUUGCCAUAACUUAUGCAAUAUAGCUGUAGAAUAAUGAUAUUGCACUGUGUUGUGAAGAUGAGUUUUAUUUAUUUGAUUGUUAUUUUGUAUACGUUUUUCAAUUUGUUAAUUACUUAUUAGAUUUAAUUUAUUUAGUUUACAUGUAUUUUGUUAGUUACAUACUCAAUUUUUUCAUAUAAUUUUUUUUUCUGGAUUUGACUACUCUAGAUGACCAUGACCAUUAUUAAAAUUGUUUGCAAGAUGGUUUUGUAGCUGAUAAAGUGUUUAAUUAUAAUUUUGAUAUGAUUAUGAGGAGCGAUAAAUUAAAUAUAAAUAAUAGCAUAAUUUUACGAAUGCAAGCCGAUAACCGGAUUAUUGAAUUAGCAGUUUGUUUCCCUUUGUUAUUAUAAUGUGGAUAGAAAUAACAACGCUUUUUACCUUCUCAUCAUGAACAGAUUAACACACUUUCUAAUUUAACUAGCAUGGCUUUUAUAGAUAUUAUAUGGAGGUUACUCACAUGUAAAUACUUCAACAAUACUAGAUCAAACUAAGUUUGACUCUAAAUAAGGUUUAUAGGGGGUAAAUCAGUUGAUUUAUUUGAAUACUUGUUUCUUUCAAAUUGCUUAUAGUUAUUUUUCAUAUUAUAGUACUUAAAUUGCUUUAUAUGGUAAUAUGUCUAUAAAAAUGUUCUUAAGGUCAUGCGAUGUGAUUUGAUGCCUCAAGUAAAUGUGGUGCCCUUCGAAUUUCUAUACUUAAUAAGUCAGAUACAGGGUAUUUUCUAUGGUUCCAUUCUUUUACUCUUUACCAAUACUUGUUGCAUUAGAUAUGAUAAAUUAUAAAUAUUUACAAUUAAUUGUGAGCAGUUUAAUUCUUUCAGUUUUCACUAUACAGAUAUUAUUGAUGUUUGUGUUUAUGACAAAAAAACUGACACCCUCGAAGGUAUUAUACCCAUCUACUUAUGUUACUAAGGAUUUUAAAUUUCCUCAUGCAUUUGUUAUAUUUAAAAGUGCGUUGUAUUGCAUCUCGUGAUUUAUGACAAGAAUACCUUAGUUGAAUAUAUUCAUCCAUUGCUUAACAUGACAUUUGAUAUUCUUUUUGUAAAUAUAUCCACAAGAAAGAUAUAUACUAGUAUGAUUUUAUACCUUCGCUUGAAAUCGCAAGCGGUUGAAAGAGAUCGUGUAUCUUAUGUAAGAUUAGAAAACAAAAUAUUACAAAAGAGAUCCUUAUUAUCAUAUUGAUUUGUCUCAAUUGUAUACGAAAAUGAAACUAGUCGCAUAUUUUUAAAAUAAAAUUUAUAACUUCCCCGAUAAAGGUUUUGGAAGUCUUUAUCAAGUGUAAAUUUACUUCUUUUACCGGUGGUUUUGCAUUAGUCCCUUGUUUACAUCUGUGAUAUAAUACUAGUAUGUGCAAUCGCCCUUAUUUUAUGUUGCUUUAUUUAUUUCAUUGUCUUAAAGUUUGAUUUGACUUCCAUGUUCAUAUUUUUGUUUAUAUUUUUGUAUGAAAAAUAUUGACGAAUUCAACAAUAAAAAGAACGUAUGA
Molecule: messenger RNA, 7378 nt
Organism: Magallana angulata
Lineage: Eukaryota; Metazoa; Mollusca; Bivalvia; Ostreida; Ostreidae
Product: helicase with zinc finger domain 2-like
Exons: 12
Coding region: 47-5854 (1935 amino acids)
Molecular function (GO): RNA nuclease activity; RNA binding; 5'-3' DNA helicase activity
Source: RefSeq, a predicted model, not a curated record